AUGAUCCACUCCCAGCCUCUGCCAACACAGAUCAGGGGCAAGCAUGUGCACAGCCUGUACAAGAAAGUCUCCAGAUUCAAACUUGGGACUUCCCCACAUGGAUCCAGCAUCGCAGAGCAUUAUGAUACUGCUGCUCCACCAGUUGGCUCCAUAAAUAUUUUGACGUUCGGAAAAAUUCACCUUCAACAAAGUCUGCCUGAAGUUGGGACACAACUGAGCAAACAAGUUGAGUUUGGUGCUUUGAAGGCUAUGAAAGUUGCUAGUGAUCUCUAUUCUCUGUCAGAAGUCACUGAAAAUAAUGAAGGUCUUGCACAAAAUUCAGAACUUGUCAACAAAUCUUAUUCUGAAGAGGGUUGGCUGAUCAAGAUGACACUGAGUAACCCUUCAGAACUAGAUGAACGAUGA
Messenger RNA from Tupaia belangeri chinensis (Chinese tree shrew), 405 nucleotides. Its product is annotated as glycine cleavage system H protein, mitochondrial-like. NCBI's taxonomy places the organism in Eukaryota, Metazoa, Chordata, Mammalia, Scandentia, Tupaiidae. Bases 1 to 405 code for a protein of 134 amino acids. The record is from RefSeq and is a predicted model, not a curated record. Gene Ontology annotation, biological process: glycine decarboxylation via glycine cleavage system; protein lipoylation. The transcript has 2 exons. Gene Ontology annotation, cellular component: cytoplasm; mitochondrion; glycine cleavage complex.